Messenger RNA from Botrytis byssoidea, 2439 nucleotides. RefSeq lists its product as uncharacterized. Gene Ontology annotation, molecular function: RNA polymerase II cis-regulatory region sequence-specific DNA binding; zinc ion binding; DNA-binding transcription factor activity, RNA polymerase II-specific. The record is from RefSeq and is a predicted model, not a curated record. Gene Ontology annotation, biological process: regulation of transcription by RNA polymerase II; DNA-templated transcription. The transcript is spliced from 3 exons. The coding region runs from base 1 to 2439 and encodes 812 amino acids. Lineage: Eukaryota; Fungi; Ascomycota; Leotiomycetes; Helotiales; Sclerotiniaceae. Gene Ontology annotation, cellular component: chromatin.
AUGCCUGUCGCAGCCUUAAAUAUCUUGCCUGCGGGUGCAUCAUCAACGUCAACAAUAAGGAAGUCGUCCCUUGUUCCGGAGAAGAAGUACAAAUGUCAAUUUUGUAAUAGAGCUUUCAGCAGGAGUGAGCAUCGUAGUAGACAUGAGAGAUCACAUACUAAGGAGCGUCCAUUCAAGUGCAUGAAGUGUAGAAGUACCUUUGUGCGACGCGAUUUGUUGCUCCGACAUGACCGAACCGUACACGCCAAAGAUGGAGGUAUUCCUUUACAUAGUGAUGUAAAGCGACGUGCCGGCCCCAAGGCAUCCGUUGUAUCCGGCUCAGCCAAAUCAGCCAUCGCUAUUGACACAUCGGCCCUUGAACAGAUCGAGGCCAGUAGUGAUGGGUUAGUUGACCUAGAGACUGCUGCCAUGUUGAUGACCGACCUUCACCACAAAGCUACUGCAGCAAUGCGCAACGCAGGCGUAGGCCCAUAUGAGAAUAGACCUGGAAUGGCUUUCUCUCAUAAUGGAACUCCGCUCAUGGAACCAUCCGUCACAUAUCCUUCGGGGGCAAUUUCGCUUCCCCAGGUCCCGUGGGAUUCUUUCAUGCCGCAGUCUGUAACGGAGCCAAAGUCUCAUUCAAUUACCUCGGGUGCUUCCGGUUCUCAAGAUUCCCAGGCGUCUUAUACAAGCGGUAGCACGAUGCAGCCUCAUCCUAAUCAGCUUCCACCUAUCGUAAAGCACAAGGCGUCGUCAAGCUAUAAUGGACUCGUCCCCGCGUUACAGUCCAUGAUCGAUUCAUUGCCACCCUCAAUGGCGUCCACCCCCCAAUUGUCACCAAUACAGCCCCGUUCUGAAGCAGCAGCGAUGAGAGCACCUCAAGUCACUGGCGAUGAAGAACGCAACAUUAUCUUGGAUAACAUCCGUGGCCACGAUAGUGAAAGAGCAAUUCCAGAAGGCUUCCGUCUACCCCCGUUAGCAUCGUUGAACCGAUUUCUUUCGACGUACUUCAGCUUGUUCCACCAUCACUUACCCUUCUUGCACCCUUCGACCUUUAAACCAACGCAAGUCUCACCACCACUUCUUCUUGCUGUGCUAUCCAUUGGUGCUCUUUAUGCCUUCGAUCAAGAUCAUGCAUACAUGAUGCACAUUGGCUCCAAGGUUCUCGUAAAUCAGUUCUUACAAAACAAGGAGAAUUUCAGCUCACGCAAGUGUCCUUUGUGGACCAUGCAAAGUUCACUUCUCAACAUGAUUUUCGCAAGCUGGAGUGGAGAUCCAAAGGGGUUGGAAUGGGCUUGCUCGAUCAAGAGUUUACUUGCUAACAUGGUUGCUGGUAAUCGUUACGAGCUGAAGCUUCGCACUGACGCUCGAGAAGGAGCUGCGCCUACCAGAUCCGAAUGGGUGGAAGAUGAGGGCUGCCGACGAACGUACUAUGCAGUAUAUAUCUUCUUUGGCUUACUGACAUUGACAUACAACCAUACGCCUGCUAUCAGCUUUAACGAGUUUGAAGAUCUACAGCUUCCCUCGACUGAAGCGAUGUGGAAUCUUAAUGUUUCCGACGAAGCUACCUGGAAAGAACACCUCAAAGCUGCCGAUAUACCAUCAUUCAUGGAGGCUCACGAUAACCUCUUUAAGGGCGAAUCCUUACGCUACAGUGCUUUCGCAACUCGUGUUAUGAUCAAUGCGCUUUUCCUUGAGAUCUGGUACCAUAAGCGCAGCCCGGAAGCACUUCAAGAUAUGGUCUUGGAAUUCAAACUCCGUCUUGCAUUGGAGACCUGGGAGAAAUCGCUUGACCUAUGUGAGCCAGAGAUUGUUUCAGUUCCACUCAAUGCCCCGCACAAAGGACAUCCAUUGAUCUUUAAUGCUAUGGCCCUGUUCCGCAAUGCUAAGGCUCGCCUUGAGGUUGACCUUAAAUCGAUUCAAGAAGUUCUGAGGUAUCAUGACUCUUAUGAAGUUGCUGCUGCCAUGUCAAAUGCUAGGGACAAGGUCAAGAGGUCCAGCGAGAUGAUCAAAGUCGUUCAAGAAUGCUACAAUUGCAUUGAAACUGCAGCCGUUCAAGGAAUUCGCUGGGUUGCUAGGACGUCGGCUACCAACUGGAGUAUCGAACAUCCUCUUUGUGGCUUGGAUCUCAUGGUGAUCCUCAGCUUGUGGCUCUAUCGCCUGGAAAAUGACGAGGAGCCUCCGACUGAGGAGGAAUUGGUCAUGCAAAACAAGAUCCGAGCCCUCUUUGACGAUGAUUCUGUAGGCUAUAGCUCCAAGCUUAGCUCUACCGUCGCUCGUGUCUGGGGUAGCAUGCUUGAUGAAGUUGUCGUUUGGGGAAUCACAAAACUCAUGGGUGACUCCUUCCGACUUCAUUCUCAAGCCCUUGUCGGCUACGAGGAUGACAUGGAAGUAUCGGACGUUUCAACGCCCUCCAUGAUUUCUCAAGGAAUGGAUGACGCUGACGAUAGCGUGUACUAA